CACUCUUUGGUCCUUCCAACAAAGUUGACGUUUCGAAAAGUGUUUGUUUGCGCAAAUGGAAAAUGAAGGACCUGAAAGCGGCGAAAACCUGCCGAAAAACCCGAUUGGACUUUUCCGCAGCGAAAGUGGUGAAGAAUUCGGACGAGUCCGCUGACGAGCGCUCUCCUUCUCCUCCUCUUUCUCCGCCUCCUCGUCGGUCUCGCUUUCUCCUCGCAUCUCCCUCCUCGGCCGAGCGAGCGCGCUGCUCUGAGAGCGUCUGGGAGGGGGGUGGGAGGGGGGCGUGGGGGAGGAAAAAAAAAAGAUACACAUUCGAAGAAGAAGGCGGAGGAGGGGGGCCGGGGAAGCCGAAGCUGCGCACCAGGACGCCCCGCACCUGCACGACAACAUCCAUCCGAUCCCCCCGCCACCCCACCCCACCCCCCCCCGUCCUUCCUUCCAUCCGCGGAUUGCGGCUUUUCGACGCUCGGACGGCCGCAUGACGACGUCAGCCGCGCGGCCAAGAAGCACCGAGGAGGAGCCCACACGGUGGAGUCCAUGUUCACUCCACCUGGCGGGGCCCCCGCUCCGGGCCAAGCAGGGCCUGCCGGACCAUCGCUGCCUUUGUCCGCCACUUCCUUUGCACCUGCUGUGGCCCCGCCCAUUUGUAACGCCGUGAGGACGCGCUCCGUCGGCACCAACACGCAGGAAGUGGUCCCUCCGUCCGUGGCCAACUCGGACGGCGACUUCUUGGGCCCCUGCCAGCCGGGCACCAGCGUCAACCUGGAGGGCAUCGUGUGGCACGAGACCCAAGAAGGCGUGUUGGUGGUCAACGUGACGUGGAGGAAGAGAACCUAUGUGGGAACAUUGUUGGACUGCACCAAACUCGACUGGGCUCCUCCCAGGUUCUGCGAGUCUCCGUCCAGCGACCCAGAGAUGGCAGGCGGGCGCGGCCGGGGGAAAAGGUUGCGUCUUGCUUUAGCAGAGCGACCCUGCGGUGAUGCGCCGCCACCGGUCAAAGUGCGAGGCCUGCCGCAACACCGUAGCCGGGGCGGCGGCGGCGGCAUGGCAGCCUCGUCGGUGCACAGCAAAGGUCGGCGUGGAAGCCUAAAACUCCUCGCCACCUGCAGAGCUUCCCCGCCGUUCUUCACCACAGAGGAAAGUAAACCUUCCAACCGAGCCUCCGUCCUCCCAUCCGGCAAGCGGAAGAACAAACCGCCCGCCGACUUGGACCUCAGUCUCGUUUCCUCGGCGGACAUUAAAAACGGGAAUGGGAAGAGGAUUCGAGCCAAAUCCCGCAGCGCCCCGUGUACACCGCAGGGCAAGUCAGACCCCUCCUUCCUGGACCCAGGGGGUGGAUGCACCUCCUCACCUCCACAGAUCCUCAUCGACUGCCCACACCCCAACUGCACAAAGCGCUACAAGCACAUCAAUGGCCUGCGCUACCACCAGACGCAUGCCCACCUGGAGGCAGAGGAGCAGAGGAAUCCCGACACCGAGGAGCGACUGUCGGAGUGCGAGGACGUCAUCUAUGACCUUGCGGAGUCCAACAACAAUGGCACCGCUGCCAACCCCUCGUCCAAAAAAGCCGCCCCGUUGUACAAGGUGACGACGGUGGGCUCGCCCAAGAACCGGCGGCUUCUCCUCAGCACCAAAACCAGAAGGAGCUCCCUACUGAAGGACGGCCUGAUGGACGACCUCAGCAACCUCCCCAUCAUCUCCAAUAUGACGGUGGUUCUGGAGAACUGCAUGGUGCCAGACCGUAGUACCACCGUGGAGAUGCCCAAGCUGGAAGCCGAAGGUCUGAUCGACAAGAAGAUCCUCUCUGAUAAGAACAAAAAAGCCAAUGGUAAGGUAGAUAAGCUAUCCAAGUCGCGGGCCAACCGGCUAAUUGCUCCAGCCCCCACGCCACCGAAGCUCGUUGCCAUACCCGCUGCGGCGUAUCCGAUGGACAGUGUCCCCUCACAGCAGCCUUCCCCCGUGGCGGCUGUUGGCCUAACGAGCAAGAACUCGUCCUUGAAACCGAUCAAGCCCAAGCUCAGCGCAGUCGUGCAACCCAGCCUGGUCAAAGCCACACUGCUGACCAGCAAAGAGACCCGCAAGAAAGAGAAGCGACGACUCAAGGACAAGCACAACCGCGACACAACCUCUCGGACGGCAAACGGUGACACCAUUAAGGCGGAAGACGGUGCUUCUAAAAUGGCCACCAAGGAGAUCCCGGGUAGCCUUCUGAAGGAGCACCUGAGCAAGCAGGACGUGACGAAUGGGCACAGCGAGAGCCAGGAAAGCAGAAUGGCGAGUAUCCGCGCCGAGGCCGACAAGGUCUACACCUUCACAGACAAUGCCCCAAGCCCCUCCAUAGGAAGUUCAUCGCGACUUGAUGCCCCCAGCGGUUGUCUGCUGUUGGGGGACAGCAAGGACAACAGCCCCGCCUAUUCCGACAUCUCGGAUGCGGGAGAUGAUGGCGUGUCCUCCGAAAAUCGCCUGGAUGGGCUCAGAUCCAAGUCUGGCUCCUCCGUAUCGUCUGAAGUCAACUUCAAUGGUAACCAUAGCAGCGCCAGGAAGACGCCGCCCACGGUGCCCGCCCCGCCUUCUACAAAAGAGCCCCUGUCCCCGUACUACCACAGCUUUGAGCCAUACUACCUGCCGGGUUGCGUGAAGGCGGACAGGCAGAACAUAUACCACAAAAUUUCCUCUCAUGAUUCAAAAAGUAAAGAUCGAAAGGAGGAGGCUCAUGGUGAUGUCGACUUUACGGACUGUAAGAAAGGUGACGGGCCGGUUGCGCCUUCUCAACUGCAGCUUGCCAUGAGUCAGACCCAGACCGCCUUAGCCCAGUCGCUGUAUUAUGGACAGUACUCACGAGGACUUUACCUGGACCAGAAACUCCUAAUGGGCUCCAAAUGCUGUGAGCUAAAGCAGCGUGCCGAGCGGGGGCCAGCCGGGCGAGAUAGUGACGGGGACAUCAGACACACCGGCGGGGCUAAAGGUCCAGAAGGUGCUAAAGCCUGCUGUCCCAAAGCCAUCCUGUCCUACUUGGAGGAGAGGGGGGAAAGAGGGCUGGCUUUGAAGGUGGACCAGCACCACGUCUCGACCAAAGACUGUGAGGACAUCAAGUCACCUUCCUCCUCCUCAUCGUCCUCUUCCUCCUCCUCCUCUUCAUCGCACCACAACCCCAACACUCAGACAGAUCUGGACUCAAACAUUUCCUAUUCCAGCCCCCCAGACGGCUCCCUGUGGCCCCACCGCCUGGCUCACAGCAAAUUCCCAGAGCUGCAGAGUCCUCUCGGCGAGGCGGCCGACGAAGGGGACACGGAGAGGUCAAAGGAGUGGGGAAGUACUACCGAGUUAGCCGGGCCCAAAGUGACCUCAGCGGGAGGAGGCAUCGCUCGCGAUGCUAAAAAAGUCCACGGACCGCUCAACCUGCCACCCGCCGCUGACCCAGACGACUCCGAUGGCCUGGAUGGGCUCCAGGAGGAACCCAUGAGGAUCCUGUUGGGGGAGUCUCAAAGUGCACGUGCGGCCGUGUCCCCUCCAAUGACCCCCCAGAAGCCCUACAUGUACCAGCACUGCUCGUACCCGCCCUACCUGGCUAUGUGUGAGAGCGGCGGGAGUUCCUACAGGGGGCCGUCACCCACCCUAGUCCACAACUACCCAGGCUUCCACUACCCUUUGUACGGCAAGACGGCGGGCCGGGAGGAGUCCGAGCCAAACGAUAAAGGUCCCCACGAGGCGGAGCGCGAAGUGGACCAAAGCGACCGAGGCCACACGACGUUGGGCCGACACCUUCACACGCACCAUCACACACACCUGGGACUCGCGUACAACCUGGUGGCGGGACAGUACGACAUCUACCCGGGUUUAAGCUCCAGGUCGCUGGUGCCUGGUCCACAGGUGGCAGGACGAACUGCGGCUGAGAGCGAAAUGAAGAAGUAGUGACUUGGCAGAAGGAGAAAAAAAACAAGUAUCAUUUCUUACUAGCGCCACCUACAGUACGUACAUUGUUCCGUACCACACCGGAAGUGGACUUUGGAGAAGGACAAGUGUAUAGCGGUGUUUGGAAAGGCACAUUAUUGUACUGACUGAAUGUACUGAUGAUGAAGAUGAUGACAAUUAAUGCUCCGUUUGUAUCGCUAACCGCUAACUCUACGUGUUGAUUAUAUCGUCCUGCUGUAUGUGAGCGUAGCCCUUCUCCUUCACGCCGCUGUACAUACGCGUUUCAUAGUCAUGCGCUCAUUAGCAUGCACUCACCGCCACUGGAUGUGCGGGAGGAGGGGGGCGGGGCUUCCAGGGGAUGCUGCGUUCAACAAAAGUGGGAAUACUGAUUUCCCAUUACGAAAAGUGAGCUAAUUGAGCGAGGUGGCCUUAUGUCACGUUACAAAACAAUGCCGAUAGUAUUUGGAAAAAAAAAACAAAACGAUGUAUUUGAAUUUACCUGAUAAAUAGAGGUCCUCACCACUGCAAUUACAACCGUGCAGUACUUUGAAUAAAGCAGUUCGGAUUGCGUUAAAUGUGACAUUUCCGACUUCUCAGCAGCCCGUGAACGCACCAUUAGAUAGCGUCAGCAUAUAGGAAUAGAGUAAAAUAAGCUUUGAUAAGUAACUUCAAACAAGGGAUCUUUUUUUUUCCAGAGCGACAUAUUCCACCAUAGUUUCAGCAAAGCUCCUGACGCCCAUGGAGGAGCGUGCCCGCAUUCUGAUUGGUCGUUUUUCUUCGGCCGGUGUGGUUUCUUGCAAAUCAAAUUAGAGCCGAGUGAAAUGUUCGGCCUCAGGACUGCAUUUAUAACAGCACAUCUCGAGCAAAAGCGGCACAUCUGAACUGGGACUCCCACAAUCUUUUGCUGUUGCCCUGAUCUCCCCCCCCCUCCCCCCCAACCCCAACCGUAACGUGCACCCACCUCUUCCUCCAGUGAACUACCUGAGCCUGUGAUGCUGGAUUUCAAGUGGCCAAUAGUGAUAUGAAAUACAAGAUGUGGUGCUACUCUUUGACUUGAGCCCCCCCACCCCUACCCCCACCCCUCUCCCUUUGCAGCCAUACUCCCACGUCAAUGAUAAUCUUUAAAAAGUAGCAAAAUGUAAUGAAUCCAACUUGAAAUGAUCAUGUCAUGUGUUAUGAUGUAAUGUGUCCUCCAGCAACAGCUCUGCCUCACUCCAUGCAAACGACAUGCGUACAAACGAUGUCGUAAUAAUACGUAACGGUACAUACAUACUACUUGAACAUGGUGAUACGAUGUCUGUUUACAAAAUGCUACCACGGGGGGGCACUGUUGUCGUCGUCAUCCAGUGGCCGUGGUAUAUCCACUGAAUAUAAAUUCAUAUAUUAUAAUUAAUAUUGCUCUGAAAUCAACAUACAACCUGCUGUUGCUUUUUUUAUACUGUAUAUGCCUUAAUUCAUAUGUUUGGCAAUCACGAUUAAAGGAUGUUUAUGUGUG
Molecule: messenger RNA, 5404 nt
Organism: Hippocampus zosterae (dwarf seahorse)
Lineage: Eukaryota; Metazoa; Chordata; Actinopteri; Syngnathiformes; Syngnathidae
Gene: znf608
Product: zinc finger protein 608
Exons: 9
Coding region: 535-3909 (1124 amino acids)
Biological process (GO): regulation of transcription by RNA polymerase II
Cellular component (GO): nucleus
Source: RefSeq, a predicted model, not a curated record